This is a messenger RNA of Diorhabda sublineata, 640 nucleotides long. RefSeq names its product 39S ribosomal protein L48, mitochondrial (gene mRpL48). The coding region runs from base 36 to 572 and encodes 178 amino acids. The record is from RefSeq and is a predicted model, not a curated record. Gene Ontology annotation, cellular component: mitochondrial ribosome. The transcript is spliced from 3 exons. Lineage: Eukaryota; Metazoa; Arthropoda; Insecta; Coleoptera; Chrysomelidae.
ACCUAACUUCUUCAUUAUUAACAUUUGAAAAUAAUAUGUUAAGUUUAAGAAAAUUUCGUUUAGAAAAAUUGUUUUCUUGUAUAAAACAUAAUAAUGUAAGAUGUCAAAGUGGAGGAAUUUAUGAACCUAGUUAUUUAGAGGGUAUGAAAUCUAAAAUGCCUUUAUUUGACGCCCUCAAUAUUCAGUUGAAAGGUUAUAAUUUCGAUGUAUUAGAAUAUUAUCAAAAAUUUCUACAUAAUAUGUUGAAAAAUAUGGACAUAAAUGUUGAAGAAUGCUGGGCACUUCCUGCACAAAAAAUGAAAAUUACAACAUUCAAACCAAAAAGUGAAAUUAUUCACAACCAAUACGAUCUUAAAAUCUACGAAAGAAUUGUGCAAAUGACAGAUAUUUCAACAACACAGCUUCCUCUAGUUAUAAGAGCAAUAGAAGCAAGUCUGCCAGCUGGUGUGACAGUACAAAUUAGACCACAUGAGGAAUCAGAUGAAGAAGUUAGGUAUGUCCCUGAUGUUGAACUCAAUACCCUUAAAAGUGAACUGGAAGAAAUGGGAGGACCUUCUAAAACUAAAAAGUAGUAAACCACUAACCUAUCUUGUUUUAUGUAAAUAUUAGGAUUAAUGUGAAUAAUAAAUUGAUAAAAAUG